This is a messenger RNA of Dermacentor albipictus, 762 nucleotides long. RefSeq lists its product as uncharacterized. The record is from RefSeq and is a predicted model, not a curated record. NCBI's taxonomy places the organism in Eukaryota, Metazoa, Arthropoda, Arachnida, Ixodida, Ixodidae.
AUGCCUCCACGGUGUUUCCACACUUUAUUAGAACUCCUCAAGCCAAGGAUUCAGAAAAGUGACACGAACUACCGAAAGGCGAUUCCGCCAGAGCAUCGGCUAGCGCUGGCUGUGAGGUUCUUGGCUUCGUGGGAAACACUCCGCUCCUCACCUUUCAGUUUUCUUUCUAGUCGCUCCACAGCUUGCAUGAUUGUCCCCGAAGUGUGCCAGGCGAUUCGGGAAGUGCUUGGGCCGGUUUACGUAUCACGGCCGUCAACUCCAGCUGAAUGGCUAAAGGUAACCAGUUCAUUGUUGCGAGAGUUCGAGGAAAAGUGGGACAUGCCACAUUGCCUUGGUGCAACAGAUGGCAAGCACGGGAAUGUUGAGUGCCCGGAAAACUCAGGAAGCCGAGACCGAAAUUACAAAAAUACGUUCGGCAAAUCACUGCUCGCUGUGAGCGACGCAAACUACAGCUUCCUGUAUGUUGAAAUCGGUCACCAUGGAAGUGAGUCAGAUGGUGGGAUCUUUAGCAGAAGCAACCUGCAAGCAAAAAUUAUUGAGGACAGCCUUGGAGUUCCUGCGCCUGCAAGUCUUGGGAGGAUAGGCAGCAUUCCAUAUUUUUUUGUCGGUGAUGAGGCUUUCCCUCUAAAGACUUACAUGAUGAGGCCAUAUUGCAGAAAAGGUCUUCACCCUGUUCUCUCAGUGAGCUCAUCGAUAGCAACAAAACAAGCUUGCAGUGAAGAGAGCAGCACCACCACACAAACCGGCCCAAGCACUUCCUGA